CACAACCCCCCUGUGCUCCCUGUGCUUUUGGCAUGCGAGCAAAAAAAGGUUCGCCAUCACAGUCCUAUAUAAUAAACCGGCAUUUUGAUAGUAAAGAAUAUCUAUAGCGCUGAACUGUCCUUGGUGUUCUCUGAGCUUUGAGGUUUUCUUGCAGAUGUUUCAUUAGCAAACUAGGUAACAUCAAUGCUACCAAUAUCAAUGCUACAUCAAAGAAAAUAACCAGCUCAGAGAGCACCCAAGGAGCCUAACAGGCACUUUGCACAACAACUUCAAUAAUCUAUUGACCAUGAUGUCUGAGACUUAUGGGAACUGUAAUUGAAAAGAUCAGGUGGCAGGAAUUUUUCAGGAACUAUGUGGUGCCCUUUUCAGUCUUCCUGUGAGGCCAGAUGGAUGGAAUCUUCAGCUUGCAUGAAGGCAUAGAUUCCACCAUGAAUAUACGACUGUUCUUUCCCAAUAGAAAAACAAUUCUGUGCAAAAGGGGUCAUUGACUUUGAGGCAAACCUUUGAGGCAAAACUGGCCUGUGAUAGUAACAAUACUCCUUCCCUCUAUGAUGGUGAACCUAUGGCAUGGAGCCAUCUCCCUGGGCAAGUGAGCCAUCGCCCAUUGCUCUUCCUAGUUCUCCAGUUUCUGGCACACCAGCGCACACAAAGACCAGCUGGCCAAUGCACAUUGUGCCCCGGAAACCAGAAAAUCAUUUUCCCGGCGUGCGCAUGCGCACUGGAUGGUUGCUCUUUCAGUUUCCAGCACACUUGUGCACUCCCAUUUUGGCACUUGGUGCCGAAAAGGUUCGCCAGCACUGCUCUACGUGAAAACUAAGAAUAACUUUUUUUUAAUUAAGCUCUGUUUGAAAAUUGCUACAACCACUAUCAGUACCAUUAUCACUACCACAAUCAAUUGAUUUGGUCAAGUAAACAAAAUAAUUUAUUAAUGACUCCCUUGAGUUCUUUAUCUACAAACAUACACAAACACACACACACACAACAUUCAUUCCUCAAAGUACCACUGGAAAUUACCAAUAACACCAACAUCAUUUAUUUUAGUCAUUGACUAACAAAAUUAAAACUAUCCCAUUGUGUCAAUUGUUAAAUCUAAAUACACUGCUACAAGAAUAAUUAAAAUUUAAGGGGUUGGCAGAGAUAUUAACCCAUACAAUACCAUUGUUAAUCUACAAUAUCAUCCUGAAACUUUUCUGCUCAUUCAUUGUGUGUGAAUAUGCUUGUUUUGUACUAGAUCUUUAUUUUGGCAAUCAAAUUAUAUAUAUUUUUCUUGUUCUAGUCAAUGCAUUGGGCUGUCAGAGAUAAAAAAGAGCCAAUGUUGGAUGCUCCUGAUUCAAAUCGUAAUGACAAGAUGGCUGAUAAUUUUUCACUGAAGACAGAAAUUAACAGGGAUGAUUUAUUCACUGAUGGAAAGGAAAUGGAGGAUUUUCAAAUCUUUGAUGGGAAACCAAUGUCACCAAAAAGCCCAGAUUCACCAGAUCCAAAUUGCUGGCACUUGCGCUUCCGUUGGUCGGGUGACACUCCAUCUGAACUUCUGCGGAAGUUUAGAAAUUAUGAAAUAUGAAGCAGAACAUGAAAUAUGUAUGGAGGAUGAAACGUGUUGAAUGUGGUUUUCGCUGUUUCAAUAUUUUUGUAUAUGUUUAUUAUAGAGUGGCUGCUUGUAUGUGUAUAUACUUUAUGUUAGGGAUGUGCCUACUUUGUAAAUGUUUCAAAAGAGCUGCUUCAGAACGUAUGCAAGGAAACCAUGCAGCUGUCUGUCUUUUUUCAGGCGAACUAGAGAAAAGAUGUAGCUCUUUUAAAACUUGCAUUUAGAAUUGGAUCCUUAAAGCAGCAGCAGCAACAUUUUUCAAGCUCGGAUUUAUGCCUGAAUGGGGGGACAAAAACAAGCUGCUGUAAUGAAUAGCAGAGAGGUGCUGUGUUUAUGCAAAGUUUGAAGCAUCACUUCUGAACAAUUUUUGAAAUUUGUGUGGCUUCAGAAAUAUGUAUAAUUUGUGCAGUUAUGUAUAGUAUUUUAAAUUUUG
Molecule: messenger RNA, 2018 nt
Organism: Thamnophis sirtalis
Lineage: Eukaryota; Metazoa; Chordata; Lepidosauria; Squamata; Natricidae
Source: RefSeq, a predicted model, not a curated record